Melozone crissalis (California towhee) is the source of this 3067-nucleotide messenger RNA. It is a transcript of the gene CDH20, whose product is annotated as cadherin 20. The record is from RefSeq and is a predicted model, not a curated record. Bases 281 to 2677 code for a protein of 798 amino acids. Gene Ontology annotation, cellular component: catenin complex; adherens junction; plasma membrane. The transcript has 12 exons. Gene Ontology annotation, biological process: adherens junction organization; cell morphogenesis; cell-cell junction assembly. NCBI's taxonomy places the organism in Eukaryota, Metazoa, Chordata, Aves, Passeriformes, Passerellidae. Gene Ontology annotation, molecular function: cadherin binding; calcium ion binding.
GCAGCCCCCCCAGCCCGAGCGGCUCUCGGCACCGGGGACAGCAGCGAGCGGCUGCUCCUUCCGCGGCGGGAGCGGGGGCGCGGGAUGUGAGGGGCGCGCCCGGCCGAGCAGGGAAGUCCCGUCGCCGGGAAGGGAGUCGGGAGCUCCUCCGCGCUGCAAGGAUACUGCAUUUCUGAGAACCAAGAUCUCUCCUGGACAUUUCAAAGGACUACAUAGAGGACCUACUUUAUUCUCAAGGGACCCAAGUUACUAGGACUUUUAAGUCAGUCCUAGUAUACGGAUGUGGACUUCAGGUAGAAUGAGCAAUGCAAAGAACUUGUUUGGACUUGGUGUCUCCUUGUAUUUUUGGGGACUGAUGGACCUUACUACAACUGUGCUGUCAGGAAGUGCCAGCCCCCUCACUGAAGGGCAAGAAGACAACCUGUCAGACAAGCUGCAUCAGCGUAUGAAGAGGAGCUGGGUGUGGAACCAGUUUUUUGUUCUGGAGGAAUACACAGGAACUGACCCUCUCUACGUUGGGAAGCUCCACUCUGACAUGGACAGGGGAGAUGGCUCCAUCAAGUACAUCCUCUCAGGAGAGGGAGCUGGCAUUGUGUUCACAAUUGAUGACACGACAGGGGACAUUCAUGCCAUUCAGCGGCUGGACCGGGAAGAAAGGUCACAGUACACCCUCAGAGCACAGGCUCUGGACAGGAGAACGGGCCGGCCCAUGGAACCAGAGUCAGAGUUUAUCAUCAAAAUCCAAGACAUCAAUGACAAUGAACCCAAGUUCCUGGAUGGACCUUACGUAGCCUCUGUUCCAGAAAUGUCACCAGUGGGCACCUCUGUUAUCCAGGUGACAGCGACAGAUGCUGAUGACCCAACCUAUGGGAACAGCGCGAGAGUCGUAUACAGUAUUCUCCAAGGACAACCAUAUUUCUCUGUGGACUCUCGGACAGGCUUAAUUAGAACAGCUCUAAUGAACAUGGACCGAGAAGCAAAAGAAUAUUAUGAAGUGAUUAUCCAGGCCAAGGAUAUGGGUGGACAGCUGGGAGGAUUAGCUGGAACAACCACAGUCAACAUCUCUCUCUCUGAUGUCAAUGACAAUCCACCCAGAUUUCCACAGAAGCAUUAUCAGAUGAGUGUGCUGGAGUCAGCUCCCAUCAGCUCCACCGUGGGCCGUGUGGUUGCUAAAGACCUGGACGAAGGCAUUAAUGCAGAGAUGAAAUACAGCCUUGUGGAUGGAGAUGGACUGGAUGUCUUUGAUAUUAACACUGAUCCUAAUUACCAAGUUGGCAUCAUCACUGUAAGAAAGCCUUUAAGUUUUGAGAGCAAGAAAAGCUACACCUUGAAGGUAGAGGGUGCCAACCCUCACCUGGAAAUGCGGUUCCUGAACCUGGGUCCCUUCCGUGACACCACCACUGUCCACAUCAGUGUGGAGGACGUGGAUGAGCCUCCUGUGUUCGAGCCCAGCAUCUACUUUGUGGAAGUGCCCGAGGAUGUGGAGAUUGGGACCACCAUACAGAUCAUUUCUGCCAAGGACCCAGACGUGACCAACAACUCCAUCAGAUACUCGAUUGACAGGAGCAGUGAUCCGGGACGGUUCUUUUAUGUCGACAUAACAUCGGGAGCACUGAUGACCGCAAGACCUCUUGACCGGGAGGACAUUUCUUGGCACAACAUCACAGUGCUGGCCAUGGAGCUGAAUAACCCCUCACAGGUGGGCAGCGUCUCUGUGACAGUGAAAGUCCUGGAUGUGAAUGAUAAUGCGCCAGAGUUUGCGAGAUUUUAUGAAGCUUUUGUUUGUGAAAAUGCCAAAGCAGGCCAGCUGAUCCAGACAGUGAGUGCCAUUGACAGGGAUGACCCACAGGAGGGUCAGCACUUCUACUACAGCCUGGCACCAGAGGCAGCCAACAACCCCAACUUUACUCUAAGGGACAAUCAAGACAAUACAGCAUGGAUUUUGACACGGCGCUCUGGCUUCAGACAAAAUGAGCAGAGCACCUUCUACCUGCCCAUCCUGAUCAGCGACAACGGGCGCCCGGUGCUGAGCAGCACGGGCACGCUGACCGUGCACGUGUGCAGCUGCGACCAGGAGGGCGUGGUGAUGUCCUGCAACGCCGAGGCCUACGUCCUGCCCGUCAGCCUCAGCCGAGGGGCCCUCAUCGCCAUCCUCGCCUGCAUCUUCGUCCUGCUGGUGCUGGUGCUCCUCAUCCUCUCCAUGCGGCGCCAGCGGAAGCAGCCAUACAUCAUUGACGAGGAGGAGAACAUCCAUGAGAACAUCGUCAGGUAUGAUGACGAGGGCGGCGGGGAGGAGGACACGGAGGCCUUCGACAUCGCCGCCAUGUGGAACCCGCGGGAGGCCCAGCUGGUGGUGAAGAACCGGCAGGACAUGCUCCCUGAGAUAGAGAGCCUCUCCCGAUACGUGCCUCAGGCGUGCAUCAUGGACAACAACGUCCACAACUACGUGCUCGCCAAGCUGUACGAAGCUGACAUGGACCUGUGGGCACCUCCCUUCGACUCCCUGCAGACCUACAUGUUUGAAGGGAACGGCUCGGUGGCGGAGUCGCUCAGCUCCUUACAGUCCGUGACGACAGACUCAGACCAGAGCUACGACUACCUGACGGACUGGGGGCCGCGCUUCAAGAAGCUGGCUGAGAUGUACGGGGCCACGGACAGCAGCGGGGUUCUGUGGUAACAGGAGAGGAAUGGCAGAGGGCUUUCCAUGUGAAACGGUGUCCAGUUCGGUCCAUUCUCAUCAGAUGCUUCCACGGACAUGGGUGAGGCCUCAUGAAAAAAUAGCAAUACAGUGCUUGGAUGAGAAUGGGAAGAAGGGUGUGAAUGAAAGUCUCUCUGGAUCAGCUUUACUCAGUUAAAUUAAGUCACAUUUUUGAGCCUAUGAGAAACAGAAGGAAGGAAGUUUUUUCCUGGUUCUUACAGCAAAAUUGGAGAGCUCCACGGCAUUGCUCUCUCUCUCUCUCUCUCUCUCUCUUCCUUUCUCUCCCCUUUGUACACGGCAGCUUACUGAGCUCUAUACAUCAGGGUUCAAAGAUCUAUAAACUCCAACUGUAAUCUCCAACUCACUGAG